AUGUCUUAUAUGCGAAACAAACUUCCUGUUCUAGUGCUACCCCCUGUUCCAAAAGGAGUGGAAGCUAGGGGAUUCUUUUUUGGCCCCUCAAUAGCAUUAGCCAUUGGUUCAAAGUUUGUUCCUUUGCGCAAACCUCGAAAGCUACCAGGUGAAGUAAUUUCAGAAAAAUAUGAUCUAGAAUAUGGAAGUGAUUAUUUGGAGAUGCAUGUUGGUGCUGUGAAACAUGGUGACAAAGCCAUUGUUAUUGAUGAUUUGGUGGCUACAGGUGGAACUCUAUCUGCAGCAAUUACUCUCUUAAUGUGCUACAGAAAAGUGUUGGAGAGUACUGCUUCCACCACUGCAAAGCAGCACCUGUUGUCAUCGUUCCUGAAAAAGAUGCUGGGGAUGCAUCAAUAUUAUAGUGAAGCUUUGUACGUAUGUCAAUUGGCCUUGUUAAUAUAUCUAACAGUCAUGUUUAGUGAAAUGAAGAUUGGUUCUGACUCAUUUUCACCAAGAAUAGAGAUGUUUUCCUUGCAUAUAUUUACAUGUUAACCACUAGCAUGUUAUUAAUUCAAUGGCUUAGUAACUUAUUUUCUCAUUGUGCUGUUUAGACUUUCUUUAAUGUUACAAAGCAUUUGGAUAGCUUUAUUUUUGGAAUAGGUUUAUUUGAGUUGCUGUUAGAUUCUACCGGUAUAAAUAUACUAUUCAUUUGUAGUUGUAAUUAGCGUGAUUGGAAAAUGAUGGUAGUGUCCUAUAUUUUGUUUUAAA
Molecule: messenger RNA, 747 nt
Organism: Arachis ipaensis
Lineage: Eukaryota; Viridiplantae; Streptophyta; Magnoliopsida; Fabales; Fabaceae
Source: RefSeq, a predicted model, not a curated record